Molecule: messenger RNA, 9128 nt
Organism: Cottoperca gobio
Lineage: Eukaryota; Metazoa; Chordata; Actinopteri; Perciformes; Bovichtidae
Gene: arhgap35a
Product: Rho GTPase activating protein 35a
Exons: 7
Coding region: 760-5451 (1563 amino acids)
Biological process (GO): regulation of axonogenesis; regulation of cell size; Rho protein signal transduction
Cellular component (GO): cytosol
Molecular function (GO): GTPase activator activity; GTP binding; GTPase activity
Source: RefSeq, a predicted model, not a curated record
UGUGAAUAGGAGGGGAGAUGCUGGAUUCGGGAGAAGGUCCGCCAUUAUUGGGAAGCUAAAAAAAUAGACUUAUACACGCCGUCACACAUUUAGCCUGUAAGGGGCUAAACAUCAGAAAGGAGAAUACGACGGUUUCGGACGAGCUGUUGUUCGCCAGAAAGCGGCGCUUUGGUAAAAGAAGGCAAAGCUUGUGGUCGCGUUUCAUACGGACUCUUUUUAUUUUUGACACAACAAAGGAAAUAAUAAUUGGUCAAAACAACGUGGUGGUUGAACCAAGAAGGAAAAAACACACCGAAACAGCGCUUUUACAACGCCUCCCCCUUUCCUCCUCGUUUCCAGCCGUGGUGAGAAGACUGGAGUUUGAACAGCAUUUUUUGUUUUUCCUGAAGAGAAUUUAGUAGUUUUUUCCUCUAAAGACAGGGAGAGAUAUACAUCUCGUUUUUGAAAACUUCAGACUGAUGAAAACGAACACUUAAUGUGGGAAGCAAUGGACAUAUAGCCUGCUUAUUUAAAAAAGCCGAACAAUAAUCAGUUUGAGUGCUGGUAGGGAAGUGUUUUUGUCUUUUUUAAAGUCUUUCACCGGCUGUGAGUCGCAGAGAGAGAAAGAAAGGAGUGGACGAGAGCUGGAGACAGGGAGGAAUGCUAUGGACCAAACCCCAGCUCAGUGAGCCCCUCUUGCAUGGGAACCCUCCUUCCUUGGCAGCUUUCUCCUCUCCCUAGAGCAAGUGACCAGCAUGGCAGGAUGAGCCUCUGCCAGCGAUGAUGAUGGCCAAAAAGCAAGAUGUCCGGGCACCCACAUACAACCUCGUUGUGAUUGGGCUGUCCGGCACGGAGAAGGAGAAAGGCCAAUGUGGUGUGGGCAAGUCUUGCCUAUGUAACCGCUUUGUCCGGCCAAGUGCAGAUGACUUCCACCUAGACCACACCUCCGUUCUUAGCACCAGUGACUUUGGAGGCCGUGUUGUGAACAAUGACCACUUCCUGUUCUGGGGAGAGGCUGGGCGCAUGUUGGAGGAGGGGCCUGAAUGCCGUAUGAAUGUGGUGGAGCAGACAGAGUUCAUUGAUGAUCAAACGUUCCAGCCACACCGAAGCACGGCACUCCAGCCUUACAUCAAGAGGGCAGCUUCCACCAAGUUGGCUUCAGCUGAGAAGCUGAUGUACUUUUGCACAGAUCAGCUGGGGCUGGAGCAGGACUUUGAGCAGAAACAGAUGCCUGAAGGCAAAAUCUUGGUGGACGGCUUCUUACUAUGUGUGGAUGUUAGCAGGGGAAUGAACCGUAGUUUUGAGGAUCAGAUGAAGUUUGUUACCAACCUGUACAACCAGCUGGCCAAAACGAAGAAACCUGUGGUACUGGUUCUCACCAAAUGUGAUGAAGGAGUUGAGCGAUAUAUUAAAGACUCACACACCUUUGCCCUAGCCAAGAAGAACCUACAGGUGGUAGAAACAUCAGCACGCUCUAAUGUCAAUGUUGACCUAGCCUUUCUUACACUGGUUCAGCUAAUAGACAAGAGUAGGGGAAAGCCCAAAAUCAUCCCUUACUUUGAGGCACUAAAACAGCAGAGUCAACAGAUUGCCUCAGCCAAAGACCGCUAUGAGUGGCUGGUCAGCCGAAUUGUGAAGAACCACAAUGAGACAUGGCCCACGGUCAGUCGACGCAUGCAGUCUGCCCCUGAGUACAAGGACUAUGUUUUCCUUGAGGGGACAGCUAAAGCCAAGAAGCUCUUCCAGCAGCAUGUGCAUAGACUUAAACAAGAGCAUAUAGAGAAACGUAGGAAGGCCUAUCUAAGUACUCUCCCACAGGCCCUGUCUGUUCUGUUACCAGAGUUGGAUGAGAUAGACCACCUGAGCUGGUCUGGAGUUCAGAAAGUCUUGGAGACAAAGAGAGAGUUCUCCCAAUGGUUUAUAGUGCUGGAUGACACUCCUUGGGAGGCCACACCACACAUUGAUAACCUGGAGGAUGAUCGAAUCCCGCAGGACCUCCUGGAGACCCCCACAGCUGAAGCUAUCUAUGAGACCCACUUGGAGCAUCUAAGAAAUGAGCGUAAACGAGCUGAGAUGAGAUGGGAGUUCAAGGAGAAACUAAGUGUUUCACCUUUCAUCACUCCAGGGAAACCCUGGGAGGAGGCCCGGAGUUUCAUCAUGAAUGAAGACUUCUACCAUUGGCUGGAUGAGACUGAAUAUCUGGAUAUCUACAACAAACACCAGAAGGAAAUCAUUGACCGAGCCAAAGAGGACUUUCAGGAACUGCUCCUUGAAUACUCUGAGCUUUUUUAUGAGCUGGAAGUGGAUGCAAAGCCAAGUAAAGAGAAAAUGGGAGCUAUUCAAGAGGUGUUGGGUGAGGAGCAAAGGUUUAAAGCCCUGCAGAAGCUGCAGGCAGAAAGGGAUGCUCUGGUAUUGAAACAUAUCCACUUUGUCUACCACCCCACAAAGGACACCUGUCCCAAUAGCCCCCACUGUGUGGACAGUAAGAUCGAGCAGAUACUGGCCUCAAGAUUCCCUACCCGCUACCCAUCAUCAGAUAGUUCAAGAUUGGAUUUGGGGAGGGCUGAACGGAUAAAUCUUGUCAUCCUAGGGAAAGAUGGUCUAGCCAGAGAGAUGGCAAAUGAGAUAAGGGCAAUGUGCACCAGUGACGACCGGUACGUGUUAGAUGGCAAGAUAUAUGAGUUAGCCCUUCGUCCCAUAGAAGGAAACGUACGUCUGCCAGUCAAUUCAUUCCACACACCAACCUUUACACCCCAUGGUUGCCUGUGUUUGUACAACUCAAAAGAAUCCCUCUCUUAUGUUGUUGAAAGUCUAGAGAAGCUUAGGGAGUCAACUAUAAGCAGAAGGGAAAGGGAAAACAGCUUAGCCCAACUCCCAUUGUCCCUCCUUCUGGUCACCAAGCGGGGGGUGGGAUCUAUUGGUGAUAUUGGGGGGGAGACAGCUCAGACUCUUAUCCAACAAGGGCAGCAGGUGGCUGGAAAGCUGCAGUGUGCCUACCUAGACCCUGCCUCUCCAGGCAUGGGCUACAGUCGCAAUAUCAAUGAGAGGCAGAUCAACCAGUUGCUGAAGGGCCUCUUAGAAUCAAGGAGAAGCAUAGGGAGCAGCUCCCCUCCCUUACCCCCUCCACCCUCUGCCUUCAGAGACUCUCAGUCUCAGCCAAUGCUAGAGGCAGACCUGAGGAUAGUCAUGUGCCUGAUGUGCGGAGACACGUACGACAUAGACCAGCUCCUUGCUCCCUUCCUGUUGCCCCAGCAUUGCCGUCCUGCCGCCAGCCUCAGCAGUGGCACUUCUGUUUUGCUAGAUCUCAGUAUAGGAGGUCAGAGGCUGAACGUUGAGCUGUCACUGCUCUCCUUUCAUUCCUCAUUCUCGCUCCGCAAAACAAAGCUGGUCCACGGCUACAUUGCAGUUUACUCUGCUCGCCGCAAGGCCUCUAUGGAGACAUUAUGUGCUUUCCUGUGUGAGGUCCAAGACAUCAUCCCAGUCCAGUUGCUAGCAGUAGGGGAGAGCCAGAUGGAGCUGUCGGACUCAGAGUCAGCUAAGGAGCAGGUCAGUCAGGGAGAGGAACUGGCCCAUGAAAUAGAGGCCAGGUUUAACACAGUAAUAUGUGGACAUGGUGGGGUGGUAGGGGGGCUUCACAAGAUAGACCUUUUCCAAACCUUCCUCAAAGAGGCGGUAGAGAAGUGCACUAUUAUUGAGGCUACACACAUGUAUGAUAAUGUGGCUGAGGCAUGUACCAAUGAGAGCAUGAGCCCUCGCUGUGGCUCUCCUAGUCCAGUUAACAUUCCUAUGGACUCAGAGGACGAUAUUGACCCAUCACCACCUUACCCUUCCUUGAGGGAGGAUGGCAGUCUCAGUUCCCACCUGGGAAACUUCAAGAUACCGGAUCUGGAUUCAAGUGAUACCUUCUCUGUCAUUUCUGAGCUUAGCACCUUUGAGAGCAAGCUGAACAACAAGGUUCCUCCACAAGUGAAGCCCAAGCCUGUCCGUAAGGUUAACCUCGGCCCCUACAUGGACCAGCAGGGUGGCACCAACCGCCGCUCUUUGCCCCAAGCUGUUACCUGGGCUCCAGGUAGCGAUGGUGGAUAUGACCCUUCAGACUACGCAGAACCCAUGGAUGCUGUAAGCAAACCUCGACCCACAGAAGAGGAGACUAUUUACUCUGUCCCUCAUGACAGCACACAAGGCAAGAUUAUCACCAUCCGCAAUGCCAACAAAGGCCACUCCAACGGGAGUGCUGGGGGGAAUGGGUCAGACAGUGAGGCUGAUAGCAGCUCACUGGAGCGCAGGAGAAAGUUGUCCGCCAUUGGGGUAAAGCCUAAGCUUUACAGAGACAGAUCCAAACGGCUUGGCAAGUUCAGCAGUUUUAGGACAAGCUUCUCUAUAGGCAGUGAUGAUGAGAUUGGGGGUCCACCCAAGGCUAGCCAAGAUGAGGGAGGAGCCCAAAAGGACAACUCUAUUGAGGAGAGUGAGGACCCCAAAAGGAGAAAUAUCCUUAAGAGCCUGCGCAGAAAUACAAAGAAACCACGAGCCAAACCCAGGCAUUCCAUCUCAAAACCCAUCGAGAGCAACUACUUUGGCUUGCCGCUGGCCACCGUGGUCACUCCUGAGAGGCCAAUCCCAGUCUUCAUUGAGAAGUGCAUCCGUUUCAUUGAUACAACAGGGUUGACAACAGAGGGCAUCUACAGGGUCAGCGGGAACAAGGCAGAGAUGGAGAGCAUGCAGCGGCAAUUUGACCAAGACCACAACCUGGACCUGGUGGAGAAAGACUUCACCAUGAACACAGUAGCCGGAGCCAUGAAGGCCUUCUUCUCUGAGCUACCCGAGCCUCUGGUGCCCUACAGCAUGCAGGGAGAUCUGGUGGAUGCCUUCAAGAUCCCCGAUAGGGAGCAGCGCUUCCAGACGAUGAAGGACAUUCUGCGCCGCUUCCCCAAGGAGAAUUACGAGGUCUUCAAAUAUGUCACCAGCCACUUGAACAAAGUGAGCCAGAACAACAAGUCGAAUCUAAUGACCAGUGAGAACCUGUCCAUCUGUUUCUGGCCCACACUGAUGAGACCAGACUUCACCACCAUGGACGCCCUGACUGCCACCCGCACCUACCAGACAAUCAUCGAGAGCUUCAUCCACCAGUGCGCGUACUUCUUCUACAAUCAGCCGCUGUCCGAGGUCCUCCCUGGCUCUCCCACCUCUACGCUCUCCGGAGGAACCUCGGCCUACUCCUGCAUGGCUGGAGGCUACUCAUCCUCGCCGACUCCGUCCCCGACUCCCUACGUCCUCCCAGCCACCCCUCCUGUCAUUCCACACUACGGCCCUCCUAUCCACCACCACCACCACCACCACCACCACCUUCACCAUCAACAUUCACAUCAAUCCCCACCCCACUCCCCACCUGCUACUCCCCAGUCCCCGAUCCCAGCCCUGCUGCCGCCCUCCCUGCACCCCCAUCACCCCCCUACGGAACAACACACGCUGUGAACCAGGGAUCAAGGGAAAGAGGGGGGGGGAAACGAAGAGGACGGAUAACGAGAUUCAGAGAGAUUUAAGGGUUUAGAAUAAGAGAUUUUGAAGUUUGGCAAGGAAUUGAAGAAGAUAAAUUGAAACGAGAGCAGGAGGUAGAAAGAGAAGUUGGGGAAAUAUUGAAUGAGAUGCAGUAUGUACAGGGAGAAAACUACAUGUUUGGGAGAAGAAGGGGGCGUUUGAGCCUCUGUUGCUUUUAGAAAAAUGGACAUACACACAAGGCAGAAAAGGGGAACACUGAAGAGCCUCUGAACUGGCAGUAUGAUCUUUCUCCCUCCCUCGCCACUUUAUCCCUUUGUCUCUCAGUCUCCCUUCAUCGAGACCUGCCCUCCUUGCCUUAUAGAGAACCUACACAAAAACACACUAGUGAGUGAGAUGUUGCCAAUAACUGUUAAAGGGACUCAGGGAGGGACUCGGGGAGUAAAGUGAAAAGGGGAAUGUGAACUUUAUGUUGGGAUUGCUUCACCACACACACUUGAUACACACACCCAGUGGCCAGUGUGCCUCCGACAACCCGUCUCCUCAAUCCCUUAGCCUCUAACUGUGCUGGGAAUUUAGGUGGUCGCUGCAUGUUUUUGAAAUCCGACACACCUACUGUACCUACCUGGGAGUCUGUGGCUGGAACAAAGUAGAGCAGAGAGCGAGACCUGAACACAUGUUUGUUUAUUUCGCCACUGUACAGAUGACAUAAGCGAGAAACACGUGUUACUACUCACCCGACAGGAUGUUCGGUCCUCCACAACACACACACGCACACAUUCCUAUCUAUCAACCCCUCAUACGGCCACACACACACUUGCACAAAAUCAGUUUAAGUUGAGGCAGUAUGCCAAAUACAAGAAAAUACUCAACCGACCGGAUCUACUAGACGGUAAAUUGUAGCAAAGGAUUAUGGGAACUCUCACACUCUUUGCAUUGUGGGAAGGAUCCUCCCAUUCUCCUGCUUUCUCUCUCUCUUAGUUUGAACUUCAACCUCAUACCCAGUCUUUGUUAACACAUGAAGAAAACGGCUUAAAAAGUGGAUACUUUGAUUGGUCUAAUUCUCCAUUCACAUUCCCACCAAGUUUUUUAUUUCUGUCCUUCAUUUGACUAAAUAUUGGGAAACACAGAGCCUACAGCUCAAUGAGUGGCCUUGUAAGUGUCUGUGUGACUGUCUGUCUGUGUGCGCAUGUAUCCAUGCCUCUUUGUUUUACCUGAAUUUCCCUAUAUUAGGCAGAUAGUGGGAAUAAUUCCAGUGUUGGACCUUCACCUGUCAUGUUGCUUCUUUCACGCAGUGGUGGUUUUACAAGCGAGUCGGUGCUGCAGUUUCCACAAUAAGGACCUUGUUCAAAAAGCACUUUUCUGAGCACUUUGAAGGCACAUUUUAAAUUGCAGCUGCCAUGACAUGACAGCCACGUUCACUUUAUUGUCAGUCCACCCUACUCCCUCUCUCUGGGAGCACACCACUGACAUCUAGAGGAAGAAGUGGGGAUUGCAGCCAUAACGUCUCUACCACCACUGCAUGGGCGUAGCACCAUUUUCUACUGUUGUGUCAGAUUCUCUUAUAGGUGCAAUUGUUAAGAUUUUCAUCACUGUUUGUCAGUAAGAUUAACUUUUGAGCUCAUUUAGUCUAAGAGUGUAAAUAAAAGAACACAGCAGUUUUAAAUCUGGUACAAAUCAAUUGAGAUAUAGAUUCAUGCUCUGUAGCUACUUGUACAUUGCAGUUGACUAGACAUGUAGUGAAUAAAAUUGCCUCUCUGGCUUUGUUGUUAGUUUCCACUUCACCACAGCACUCUGCCCUUUGUAAAGGAGUGCAUGCCACUUCCCAGUCGCUAUAUUUGAGUGGAAGGAAAUAAAGAUUUAGGAGAUUGAGGCACAAUGUAGCAUUACGGGCCAGAAAGUAAGAGCUGGAAGCGAUGCUCAAGCUUUGACAGGUGUGAGAUGAGGCUUUUUAUCGUUGGAAAUAAUUGGUAACCACUGCUCCAUGUCCCAGCACGCUGUUCUCUUAGGACACAGCAUUAUGCCUCCGCAAAGGAGACUCAAACCUGUUUCUCUGGGGCCUCGAAAUAUAAUUUGCAAAAGUGUAACCACUAGACCAGACUCCCCCCGCUGUCACUGUUAUGCCACCACAUCCCCUAGUCAUUUCUAGUCCAAGAGAGACAGUUGGGUCUGGGAGAGACGGAGCAGACAGAACAGACAGUCCAUUCAUCCGUCUGCAUGACUGGAACGGAGCAUCACAGAAUUCCUCGACCCAGCCUGCUGUUACCGUAGAAACCAGUGAGAUGGGGCUCGAGGAGAAUUGCUGAGCCCCGAUCGAUGCAGCUUUUGAAGUGUGUGUGUGUGUGUGUGUGUGUGUGAGCUCGAAAGUGUGCGCAUGUCAAUUUAUGCGUGUUAAUGUUAAGCAGAUGCUCACCAAGGUCACUUAUUCUGUUUGACACUGAAUUACAUCUCUGCAUGUCUCCCCAGACUGUCCUCUCUGCCCAAAAGAAGAAGAAAAACAACCUUUUAACCAAUCACUGAACUCUUUAAGGAGCUUUUAUAAGUCUACACUACCUAUUUACCUAGAGUGUGGGUGUUUUUGUGUGUGUGUGUGUGUGUGUGUGUGUGUGUGUGUGUGUGUGUGUGUGUGUGGGAUUAGAGGAUAGAGGAAUUAAGAGUGUGUGUUUGGGUGGGUGGGUUUGAGCUAACAUGCUAGCAAGCUGUGCUUGGCAGACGGCCAGACACCAGCGUGAUCCAAAUAAACGUGAAGGAGAGGAAUGCAGUUCUCCUUGCGGUCAUUACCCCACUGUGUAACCCUGUUAGCUCGUCCAGAUUACACACACUGAUCCUCAGAGAAAGUGUGAGAGAUGGGGGAGAGAUUGGGGAGAGGGAGAGGGAGGGAAGACAGACAGCGAACGGGUGAAUGGGAUCAUUAUUUGGGAGACGGAGGGAGGAAGGGGGGUGACCACUGGUACUUGUGUGUGAACGCCGGCCAGUGGCGUUCCCUGUGUAUAUCAAUGUGUUAAUACUGAACUGACUGUGAGGCAGCCAAAGACUGUGGAAAAAAGGGUCGAGGGAGAGAUGGGAAGCAAAGUGACAGUUUAGAAGAACAAUUGAAAUAAAAAUGUGACUUUGGUUCAGCGAUAUGUGGCUGCAUUGCUUUUCUUUUUCCUUUUUCUUGUUUUUUUUGCAACAAUGGUGACAGAUGUCUGUUAAGUUAAAAUGAGAAACAAGCAAAACUAUAUUCAAAUGGUUGUUUAUUGGUAUGUUAGGGGGUCUAACACUUUGCCCUUUAGUCAGUGGUGAUAGAAAAAAAAAGUUUCUUUUUAUGUUUUAUUUUAAUAAUUAAAAAAUACAAAGCAUUUUUUUAACAAUUUCUUUGUGAACGAUUGAGAGACCAGCCCAGUAUAGUGCAUGAUUUCUUCCCAACCAAGGAAGAGGGCUCCACCACUCUCGCUAUUUAAGAGAUGAUAAAAAAAAAAAAUAUUAAGAAAUAAUGGGGGGGAAAGAAAAUAAUAAAAAAUAAAUAAAUGAAGUACUGUAAAGUGAAAAGAUAACAUCAAACAAAAAAAACUGUCAUUAUUUGCUGAGUAUGGUAAUUUGUCUCAAUGGGAAUGGUGUAUACAGCAAGGCCUUAUGUGAUCUGUAUCAUAGUUAAUAAAUCAAAUCUUGUAAAA